AAAUGGAAGCGUCCAGGCAGCUGCUGAUAGAGAACCAAGGACCAGUGUAUAAAUAAAUGGGGGGAGGAAGAGUUAAAGCCCAGCCAGAACAGCUGAGCAGCAGCAGCAGCACAAGAGCUUGCUUGGUGCAAAGGAGGGAAGAAAUAGGAGACCCUCCACUUUCCUAGUAGAGUCUGUUUGGGAUCUACCAAGCACCUUCUUAAUGAAUUUAAAUGCACAAAACACUGAAAGCAUAACCUUCAAUGAAUUGCACCAGAAUCUGUGUGAGGAUCAAUGCAUGAACUGGAGAACUGCAUCUGUCUCUGCACAGCUGUGAUAGCUCCAUCCUGAAGGUUGCUUUCUUAGAUUUGUGUGUGUAUCAACAUGCCUCUCAACAAUGAGCAGAACAGUGACUGUGAUUCUUCAAGGUUCUCUGAAAGCACAGCUUCCUCAUCCAGUGACUCUGAAUACUCCAGGCAAAGUUUCACCAGUGAUUCUUCAAGCAAGCCAAGCUCCCCAGCAUCAACAAGUCCUCCUCAAGUGGUUACAUUUGAUGAAAUGAUGGCAGCAGCUAGAAACUUGUCAAACUUGACUCUGGCUCAUGAAAUUGCUGUAAAUGAGAAUUUCUACAUGGAACGCACAGAGCAUCCUCAGAACAGCUUGCCUGGAAGGGUAAAACAAAUUGUACACCAAGCAUUCUGGGAUCGCUUGGAGGAAGACCUGAAUGAAGAUCCUCCUGAAUAUGAGCAUGCUAUUAAGCUGUUUGAAGAAAUUAAAGAGAUCCUUCUUUCUUUCCUGAAUCCUGGUGCUAACAGAAUGCGAAGUCAAAUCUGUGAAGUCCUGGACACAGACCUUAUAAGGCAGCAGGCUGAACACAAUGCAGUUGACAUCCAGGGCCUUGCAAACUAUGUCAUCAGCACCAUGGGGAAGCUGUGUGCUCCAGUAAGGGAUGAUGAUGUAAACAAAUUAAAAGCUACUGGGGAUAUUGUAGCAUUGUUGAGGCAAAUAUUCCGUGUUCUGGAUCUCAUGACUAUGGAUAUGGUUAAUUUCACUAUUAAGAAUCUUAGACCUCAUCUUCAGCGUAACCUGGUGGAUUACGAAAGAGCAAAAUUCCAAGAUAUACUUGAAGAAACACCAAAUGCCCUGGACCUGACCACAGAAUGGAUAAGGGAGUCUAUUCAGGACGAAUUAUCUUCUGUUUCCUGUGAAAUGUCUUUACCUCCUGGUGCUUAUGGGACCUCUAAACCAAAUCUGAGCCCAACUUUGGUGCUAACAAAUAGCUACUUGAAACUACUGCGGUGGGAUUACCAGACAAAAGCUAUUCCUGAGACGCUGAUGACAGAUGAAGGCCGCCUUCAGGAGCUAUCAGAGAAAUUGUAUCAGUUGAAGAUUAUAGCAUGCAUUUCUCUGAUAACAAGCAACAUGUUGGCUGCAGUUAUUGAAGGCAUUCCUAAUUUUGUUGAAAAACAAAAGAGUAUUGCAUUUGUGCUACUAGAUGGAAUUAACAAGAAGACUUUUAAUUUAAAAGACGCUCUUAAUGCAAUAGGUAUUCAGACCUGCAGUGAAAUAAACAAGUCACUAACUGAGAGAGGGUUUGCACCACUGAAUAAAGAAGUUGAAGCAAAUUUAGUGGGUCAGCUCUGCAAUAUUGUUGAUGAAGACAAUCCUAUCAGUUCCUUAAUUGAUAAACGAAUUCAUUUAUACAUGAAGAGCUUGCUUGCUUCUCCAUGCCUCCAAAAGUCUAUGCCUGCAGUUCCAGGAGGCCUUGCUGUGGUUCAGGCUGAAAUACAGACCAUUGGGACACAGUAUGCCAACAUUGUUAAUCUGAAUAAACAGGUGUAUGGACCAUUCUAUGCAAAUAUUCUUCGGAAACUGCUUUUUGGCAACGCUGAAGUCAACAAAGCAGAACUUGCACCUCCUACUAACUGAAAUAUUUGGGGUCUAUUUUGGUCCUUCCUUUUUCACAGUAUUUAUAUCUUGAUUUGUAUUUGUAUCCUUCCAGACAUGUGUAACUUACCACUGUUAAUGAGAAAGAUAAAUGUGCAUGUCUAAAUGGACUUGACUGUAAAAACUAUAUCCAAAUAGAAGUUCCCCUGGAUUAAAACAAAGUUCCUAAAUGUAAAAAUGUAACUCUAGAUCACAUUGUUAGACCCAACUAGACAGACCCAUUUGUAACUCAGCAGUUCUAUGAAACUCAUUGAUGUCUUGGGUCUGCUCUUGUUGGCACUAACAAUUAGAUUUAUAUCAAACAUUUAUAUUUGAAGAGAUUAAUUUUCUUUAAAAAGAUGGAUGUAACUUUUCUUGCACUAGAUUAAUGUAAUUGUUUUCUCCUACAUAUAUGGAGUAAAUAUUUGCUGAUUAGCCACAAAUGCCUCUUUCAGAUGUUUAAUAUACUUUAGCAACUACACUGCAGUCAAACAAACUUUCUAUAGCUGAGAUUUAAUAUGAAUCAAAAUAUUUGGCCCUUAAUUCAUACUCUUUUCCUAAAGUGGCUUGCUAAUAAAAUUGUGUUAUUAUGCCUUCUGUACUCCUCUUUUGCUUAUGAGUUCGCAACUGAGAUGGACAGUUCGGCAUAGAAGGACAAAUAGUAUUGUUCAAAUUUUCCUAGACACUUUUUGCUUUUCGGAUUCUGCUUUAUCCUCUCUUCUUAAUGAAUAAAUGCCAUGCAAUUCAGAUGUGUUGAGAAUAAACCUGUUGACCCAAAGUACUGACAUAGUUUUUAAAAACCUAAUUCAACAUUCAAGAGAUUUAAACAGAUCCACUGCAACUCAGCCCCUGUUCCUAAAACUAGGUUAAUUGCAUAAUUUGUACUGAAGGCAGAGGAAUAUUUUAAUGUAGCAGACUAUUUGAGAACCUGCAGUAUUAUUCAUAUAUAUGCCAAAAUAUAGCAUCUAUUUAUAUAUUUCAGAUUACUGAAAGCAGAAGGAUUGAAUACAUUGGACAUACAGUCCUUCUUUUUGUACCACAAUGAAUCAUAACUUGAACAAAAAAUUGCUUUUAGGAUGUGUAUGUAUUAAUUCACUGUGAUUCUUUCAAAUAGCAAAUAUUUGAACUCAUUAAGUGUAACAACUUUUGCAGGUACUGUAUAUGAUUCUAAAUAUUCCCUAGUGAUAGUUUAUAUCCUUGUUUUCUGUUAUUAAUAAGAUUAAAUUACAUUGGGAGUACCAUAGAAUGCCCUUGACCCUACAGUGCUCCUGAACCAAAAAAGCUGGGGGGGGGGGAGAGGUACCUGGAUUUAAAAAGCACUGUAAUUUUAUAUGCAACUGAAUUUUUUAAAGAAUAGAUAACUAGAUUAUUUUUAAAAUCUAAAGGAUAUUUUGCAUGUUCAUCCCCAAAUUGAGGCUUAUUUCCAGUUGGAAAGUAAACUCAUCCCCCACCCCCACCCCGUAAAUUCUGGUUUUUCCAUAGGAUUAAUCAAAAGAACAAAAUUCUGUGGGAAAUACAUUUUCAACAGUUGUUUACUUUAUUGAAGCCACAGUUACUAGCACCAGACAACUUUGGUUUUAAAGCAACUCCCUGAAAAAUACACAGCUCUUAAGAUGCCUUUUGAACUUAAUGUUCAUCAUCUGUUCUUGCCUUGUUCUGAAAUAUUUUCAGUCCACUUAAAAAGAAAAAUAAUGUAUUGUCCAGGCUUCUAAAAAAUAAAUUGAUCUGUUUUUAGAAACACUCCAUUGUGAAGAGCUAUCACAGUGCAAUAUGCAUGCUAAAAGAAUCAUGCUUGAAAGUGGGCUGGGAGAAGCAGUUUCCUGAAUGGGGAGGAUUGUGCUGCAGGUAGAAAGGAAGGUGCUGGCUCAGGUAGAAGAACCUCCCAUGCAUGGAAAUUCACUCACAGAAGGUGCUUCUGUAAAGAUCAAUCAGGAUCAUGCUUCCAGUCCACACAAUGUGUAGUUCUGCUUCCAUAGUUUAUAGACCCAUAAGAAUUUGAGUACAUAGAUGAGUUGUAUCAAGAAGCAAAUACUGUCCCAAAUUAAAAUAAGGGAACUCUUUAUUAUUUUCUUUUAUUUAAAAGAAAAUGAAUGAAUUGACUAAUAUAUUUUGGACCUUGAUGCUGUAAACAUCCGUGAGAAACCUAAUUGUAAUUAUUUUAUGGUGGGGUUGUGCAUGUAUGUAUUGCUUUGGUUGUUGUUCUUAAAACACACUCUACGUACGCAGGGAGAUCAAGUGCAGCAGAAAUAUCUCCACAAGUUUCUUAUUUACCUGAGAAACUCUGGGAUAGAUUGAAACUUAGGAAAAGUUAACUAUUUAAAGAGUUCUAGUCCAAGAACCUUACAGUUUUUGUGACCAUGCUGGCAAAGGAAUUCUGGGAGUUUUGGUCCCAAGAAGUGACUUCACUGAGCUUUGGUUGGAUUCAAGCUAACUUGUAGAUGAGGCUCACUGAUUUCAUUGGGACCAGGUUAAUUGGAAUUUAAGUCCUAAGGAUUUCAAUGAGGAUGAAUUGCAAACAAGUUAGUCUGGAUUCAACAGUAUGUUGUGGAAAAUGCUCAUGUAGAGGAUUAAGAAGAAGCAAUAUUUGGUUUGUGAUUUUAUAUAUGGACUUGAAAAGGGCAUUUUAUAUAGCAUGAUUGUGUCCAUUCAGCAAUCUUUAAAUGUUUCUUAAUGUUCAUAGCCUUUUCAAUGUUCAGAUUAAUGAUAUUGAAUUAAUUUGUUCCUCUUGCAUGUUGUUUAUCCAAAUAUGUUUAGCUUCAUUCCCGCCCCAACCCUACCAGGGCUCAAUGAAAACAAGAUAUUGUUAUGUAACUGGCUUGUUUUUGUGUUAAUAUUUGUAUCAAUUAAAUUGUGUUUCAAUUUUAAAA
Molecule: messenger RNA, 4772 nt
Organism: Sceloporus undulatus (fence lizard)
Lineage: Eukaryota; Metazoa; Chordata; Lepidosauria; Squamata; Phrynosomatidae
Gene: TCP11L2
Product: t-complex 11 like 2
Exons: 12
Coding region: 364-1908 (514 amino acids)
Biological process (GO): signal transduction
Source: RefSeq, a predicted model, not a curated record